Molecule: messenger RNA, 2595 nt
Organism: Suncus etruscus (white-toothed pygmy shrew)
Lineage: Eukaryota; Metazoa; Chordata; Mammalia; Eulipotyphla; Soricidae
Gene: FXR2
Product: FMR1 autosomal homolog 2
Exons: 17
Coding region: 268-1998 (576 amino acids)
Biological process (GO): central nervous system development; regulation of translation at postsynapse, modulating synaptic transmission; positive regulation of protein phosphorylation
Cellular component (GO): dendritic filopodium; postsynaptic density; presynapse
Molecular function (GO): protein homodimerization activity; mRNA 3'-UTR binding; translation regulator activity
Source: RefSeq, a predicted model, not a curated record
GGCGGGGACGCCGAGUCGGGGCUGCCCGUGGAGGUGCGCGGCUCCAACGGCGCCUUCUACAAGGGCUUUGUGAAGGAUGUCCAUGAAGACUCUGUCACCAUCUUCUUUGAAAACAACUGGCAGAGUGAAAGACAAAUUCCUUUUGGGGAUGUCCGGCUACCACCUCCAGCUGACUAUAAAAAGGAGAUCACAGAAGGGGAUGAGGUGGAGGUUUAUUCUCGAGCCAAUGAACAAGAACCUUGUGGUUGGUGGCUGGCUCGGGUGCGGAUGAUGAAGGGAGAUUUCUAUGUCAUAGAAUAUGCUGCCUGUGAUGCUACUUACAAUGAGAUUGUCACCUUGGAACGGCUCCGGCCUGUUAAUCCCAAUCCCCUUGCAACCAAAGGCAGCUUCUUCAAGGUUACCAUGGCUGUACCUGAGGAUCUGCGAGAGGCCUGCUCCAAUGAAAAUGUCCAUAAAGAGUUCAAGAAAGCAUUGGGAGCGAACUGUAUCUUUCUCAACAUCACAAAUAGUGAGCUCUUCAUUCUGUCUACAACAGAAGCCCCUGUGAAGCGGGCAUCCCUGCUAGGUGAUAUGCAUUUCCGAAGCUUGCGGACCAAGCUGCUACUCAUGUCUCGAAAUGAAGAAGCUACGAAGCACCUGGAGACGAGUAAGCAGUUGGCAGCAGCUUUCCAGGAGGAAUUCACCGUGCGAGAGGACCUAAUGGGCCUGGCUAUCGGAACUCAUGGAGCCAACAUCCAGCAGGCCCGAAAAGUGCCUGGGGUGACUGCCAUUGAGUUGGGUGAAGAAACCUGUACUUUCCGCAUCUAUGGGGAGACUCCUGAGGCAUGCCGACAGGCCCGAAGCUACCUUGAGUUUUCUGAGGACUCUGUUCAAGUACCCAGGAACUUGGUUGGCAAAGUGAUUGGAAAGAACGGGAAAGUGAUCCAGGAGAUUGUGGAUAAAUCUGGUGUGGUGAGGGUUCGAGUGGAAGGUGAUAAUGACAAGAAGAACCCCAGAGAGGAGGGAAUGGUCCCUUUCAUAUUUGUCGGGACUCGAGAGAAUAUCAGCAAUGCUCAGGCUCUUCUGGAAUAUCACCUCUCCUACCUGCAGGAGGUGGAGCAGCUUCGCUUGGAGAGGCUACAAAUUGAUGAGCAGCUGCGGCAGAUUGGGCUCGGCUUCCGGCCUCCUGGAAGUGGGCGGGGCAGUGACAAAGCUGGCUACACCACCGAUGAAAGCUCCUCCUCAUCCUCUCUCCACACUACACGAACAUAUGGAGGCAGCUAUGGGGGCCGAGGCCGGGGCCGCAGGACUGGUGGUCCUUCCUAUGGUCCCAGCUCGGACCCAUCUACAGCUUCUGAGACUGAGUCCGAUAAGAGAGAGGAGCCCAACCGAUCUAGUCUGGGUGACCGGGAUCCCCCAACCCGGGUGGAAGAAAGCAGGAGGCGGCCAAUUGUGGGCCGGGGUAGGGGACCACCACCUGCUUCCCGGACCUCCUCGAGAUACAGCUCUUCAUCCAUCAGCUCAGUGCUGAAGGAUCCAGACAGCAACCCGUACAGCCUCUUGGACACAUCUGAGCCAGAGCACCCCGUUGAUUCAGAGCCAGGGGAGCCCCCACCAGCAAGUGCAAGGCGACGCCGCUCCCGGCGACGCCGCACCGAUGAAGAUAGAACUGUCAUGGAUGGAGGCCUGGAAUCUGAUGGGCCCAGCAUGGCGGAGAAUGGCCUGGAAGAUGAGUCAAAACCCCAGCGCCGUAACCGUAGUCGCCGCCGCCGUAAUCGUGGCAACCGGACUGAUGGUUCUGUCAGCGGAGAUCGGCAGCCAGUGACAGUGGCUGAUUAUAUUUCCCGAGCAGAGUCUCAGAGCCGCCAACGACCUCCCCUGGAACGCACUAAACCCUCAGAGGAUUCUCUUUCUGGACAGAAGGGUGACUCUGUCAGCAAGCUUCCUAAGGGCCCCUCAGAGAACGGGGAUCUCUCUGCGCCCCUGGAGUUGGGUAGUUUGGUGAAUGGGGUUUCAUAAGACCUCCAGCCCACAUCCCUUCCUUCUCCAUAUCGCUUGCUGCCCAACACCAUGGCCCUCACAGGCCCAACCGACCUGCGCUGGAGCUGCUCUUAUCUAGGGGGGAGGGGGGUGGCACAGCAGCUUGGGUACCCCCCAACCUCCAGGAGCUAGAGGAGGGGUGUGUAACAGGGUCAUACCUGCCUCCCUCUUGUCAACUACCCCCAGGGCGAGGGAGCCUCUCUCCUUCCCCAUCAGACUGGAUGUGCCUUUAUCCUCUAAUGCCCCGAUCUCUCCGAACACCCCACUUUCCACUUGGUGGGGGGAUGUUCCUUUACUCACCCGGAUUUGACAGUUCAGGGGCUCCCCUGCUAUCCCUCCUCCCAUCCUGUACCCCCCAUUUCUGGGGCCUCAUCACUGUGGAAGACGGGGAUAGUAAGGGUAUAUAAGUGGGUGGGAGGCAUGGGGAAGGUUUUGGAGUAGAGCCAGGGCUAUGUAUGAAGGGUGGGGGUGAAAGGUCCCCUCAGGGCUGGGGAGACCCAUCACCUUGUUUAGUGGAUGAGAAGGUGUAUUUAUUUUUCACUGUACAGUAUUUAAAAAAGAGAAUAAAAAAUCCAA